Messenger RNA from Mytilinidion resinicola, 560 nucleotides. RefSeq lists its product as uncharacterized. Lineage: Eukaryota; Fungi; Ascomycota; Dothideomycetes; Mytilinidiales; Mytilinidiaceae. The coding region runs from base 58 to 240 and encodes 60 amino acids. The transcript has 3 exons. The record is from RefSeq and is a predicted model, not a curated record.
CCACCUCUUCUCCUCCAAAGCUAACCAAAAGAAAUCAUCCAUCUUCGCUAAUUCGAAAUGCCUUCGUCGGCCUGCCACCAGAACUGCUCCGAGGAGCUUAGCGAAGUCCUUCUCGCUAGCGGUCCCAUCACCACCAUGCCGGUUCCGGGUAGACGUUGCCCGGCCUGCCUCGAGAAGGGCGAGACUGUUUGGGUCAUUCAGGGAAAGUGCUGCCCUGAAUGUGGAACUCCGGUCAACUAGCUGAACUGGCUUGGGUCGAAGACGUCCUGCGUAGCUUCAUGGCUUUCUGGUUUCCGUCGGAUCAUGAGGUUUCGUUUGAGAUACUGUGGGUUGCUCGUAAAGAAGGAAAGAGCUCGUGGUAUUUGCAGGAUGUCUGGCGCUUUUGCGGGUGUGUCCUUUCCACGGACGGCGUCGCUGGAGUCGAAGAGUUUUCAUGCUCUUGUUCCUGGCGUGUGUUCUUCCUGAGAUCUCAUCGAUAAUGUGCAAAACGGAAUUAGAGGAAGAACUGUAAGGGAGAAAAGUGUUUGUUUGGAGCCAACGAGCCAAUAACCAAUCAAUGA